ACCUCGAGAGCCAGGCGUCUUUUCCUGUGCCCGAAAUGUGGUGAGGCUCCCAUGUGGUAUUGGUGUGCUGGAUAUCCCUUCACUGGUAGCCUGGUAACAUACACUCCCAGGUCUUUCUCUGCCUCUGUGGUGGAUAGUGGAGUGUUUCCCAUGUGGUAUUGGUGUGCUGGAUAUCCCUUCACUGGUAGCCUGGUAACACACACUCCCAGGUCUUUCUCUGCCUCUGUGGUGGAUAGUGGAGUGUUUCCCAUGUGGUAUUGGUGUGCUGGAUAUCCCUUCACUGGUAGCCUGGUAACACACACUCCCAGGUCUUUCUCUGCCUCUGUGGUGGAUAGUGGAGUGUUUCCCAUGUGGUAUUGGUGUGCUGGAUAUCCCUUCACUGGUAGCCUGGUAACAUACACUCCCAGGUCUUUCUCUGCCUCUGUGGUGGAUAGUGGAGUGUUUCCCAUGUGGUAUUGGUGUGCUGGAUAUCCCUUCACUGGUAGCCUGGUAACAUACACUCCCAGGUCUUUCUCUGCCUCUGUGGUGGAUAGUGGAGUGUUUCCCAUGUGGUAUUGGUGUGCUGGAUAUCCCUUCACUGGUAGCCUGGUAACAUACACUCCCAGGUCUUUCUCUGCCUCUGUGGUGGAUAGUGGAGUGUUUCCCAUGUGGUAUUGGUGUGCUGGAUAUCCCUUCACUGGUAGCCUGGUAACAUACACUCCCAGGUCUUUCUCUGCCUCUGUGGUGGAUAGUGGAGUGUUUCCCAUGUGGUAUUGGUGUGCUGGAUAUCCCUUCACUGGUAGCCUGGCAACAUACACUCCCAGGUCUUUCUCUGCCUCUGUGGUGGAUAGUGGAGUGUUUCCCAUGUGGUAUUGGUGUGCUGGAUAUCCCUUCACUGGUAGCCUGGUAACAUACACUCCCAGGUCUUUCUCUGCCCCUGUGGUGGAUAGUGGAGUGUUUCCCAUGUGGUAUUGGUGUGCUGGAUAUCCCUUCACUGGUAGCCUGGUAACAUACACUCCCAGGUCUUUCUCUGCCUCUGUGGUGGAUAGUGGAGUGUUUCCCAUGUGGUAUUGGUGUGCUGGAUAUCCCUUCACUGGUAGCCUGGUAACAUACACUCCCAGGUCUUUUUAUUAGUGGGGGAGCAGUCUGGCUGUUCACCACAUGCGGCCAGCGGCGUCGGUCCUGGGAAUGUUCUGCGCGCGCCUCAAAACUCCCGCUGUAGUGCCACGGGAAACACUUUUUUGGUAGUGUUUGUGGUGGUCGUGUGUUGGCGCCAGACUAUUUCCAUUACUGACGGAAAGACAUUGUGGGCGGUUAUCCGUUCAGUGGUCAAAUCCUUGAAACAAUUACCACACAAGAUUUUAUUUACGUUUAAGUGAUCGGAAGAUGUUUUGUAGAUAUAUAACGGAAACGACUGCACACACACACACACACA
Molecule: messenger RNA, 1414 nt
Organism: Eriocheir sinensis (Chinese mitten crab)
Lineage: Eukaryota; Metazoa; Arthropoda; Malacostraca; Decapoda; Varunidae
Exons: 4
Coding region: 52-1113 (353 amino acids)
Source: RefSeq, a predicted model, not a curated record